Molecule: messenger RNA, 1515 nt
Organism: Odocoileus virginianus texanus
Lineage: Eukaryota; Metazoa; Chordata; Mammalia; Artiodactyla; Cervidae
Source: RefSeq, a predicted model, not a curated record
GCGCGGCUCUUGUGCCGCGCGAAGCGUGUUGUCUCAGCAGCCCAGGGCGCCGGAGAGGGAGCGGCCCUGGCCUCGGGGCCACGGCCCUUGCUUCCUUUUCGUUGUCGCGAAACGCCGUGCGCCCCGAGACCGGGGCGAUGGGUGCCAACGAGGACCAGGAGAUGGAACUGGAGGCAUUACGCUCUAUUUAUGAAGGAGAUGAAAGUUUCCGGGAAUUAAGUCCAGUUUCAUUUCAAUACAGGAUAGGUGAAAAUGGAGAUCCCAAAGCCUUCCUCAUAGAGAUUUCCUGGACAGAAACCUAUCCGCAGACACCUCCCAUCAUAUCCAUGAAUGCCUUUUUUAACAACACCAUAUCAUCAGACGUAAAACAGAGCAUACUAGCCAAGUUACAGGAGGCGGUGGAAGUCCACCUCGGGACGGCCAUGACCUACACGCUGUUUGAGUACGCCAAGGACCAUAAGGACCAGUUCAUGGAGAACCAUCAUCCCGUUCAUUCUGCUACAUCCAUAAGCAACAUCAUCUCAGUUGAAACUCCUAGCACAGCCCCGUCAAGUAAGAAAAAAGAUAAAAAGGAACAACUUUCAAAAGCCCAGAAACGUAAACUGGCAGAUAAAACAGAUCACAAAGGAGAACUUCCUCGAGGAUGGAACUGGGUUGAUGUGGUGAAGCAUUUGAGCAAAACUGGCUCUAAAGACGAUGAAUAGCCCUUGGAAUCUGAGACGAGGGAAGAGCAUCCUUUAAUAAGUAAACGGGGUUCAAAAUCUUUCAUUACUCUUUUCUGGUAUUGAGGUGGCUUUUUAUAAAACAAUUGUUUUGUAUGUUUCUUACGUAAAAAAAAUGUUUCAAGUUGAAAAAGGAAUCUGGUUGUAUUAAAUUAUUUUCACAAACUUGCCUUAAUAAAAGGUGAAAUGUUACUGUUUAGUAUAAUACUUUAUUGAACCAGUUAUAAACGGAGAAAUGUGAGGAAUUAUAAUCAAUGUCAAUUUAUGUGAUCUUAUUCUGGUGGAUAUGAUAUUUUUUAAAGGAGUUUUAAGCUCUUUUCAGAUUCUUAUCCCAUUGGAGAAUAUGAAUGAACAAUAUGUUCACAGUAUGAUCCGUAUUAAUAGGCUUCUCGUCUUUAAGUCUUUGUUCCUUCUUUCUUUUAAUUACUGAAGCAUAAAUUGCUUCAGAGAGAUUUAAAUACUAGUAUUUUAACUUUAUAUGUAAUAUUCUUUCUAGGUCCUUUUUAUUUUUCAAGGGUGAACUGCUUUUUAAGAAAUAUAUAUCUGUUAAUACUUUUGAUUUGGGUAAUGAUGUUUGAUCCUGAGAGCUUUCAAUGAUAUGUGGAAUCAGAAAGGAAAAAAAAAAAAAAGAUCUGCCAAAUACUUUAGAAAAUAUUUGAAUAAAAGUGCUUGUUCCCAUUUAAACCAUUUCUCUUUGCUGCAUAUACCUAGAUGGGAGUAAAAGAUGCCUUAAUAUUUAAUUUUUGUAUUGUUAAAGGCAGUGGUUUUAAUAAAUUCCUAUUUAUCCAUUGUG